AUGGAGCAUAGAUGUAAGCUCUGCAACAAGACCUUCUCGAGUGGCAAAGUCUUGGGAGGUCACAUGAGAGGCCAUGGAACAAAGAAUUCGGCUAAAGCAGAGAAAAAGCUCAAAGUGAGCAACGUGGAUUUUGAAGGUGAUGACGAUGAGCAUGCUGGUUAUGGCCUAAGAGUGAACCCCAAAAAGUCAUGGAAAUUUUCUGGCUCAAAGGUUCAAGCUUCUGAGAAAGAAAGCCUCUGCAAGGUCUGUGGAAAAAGGUUUGAUUCAAUGAAAGCUAUGUUUGGUCACAUGAGGCAUCACUCGAGCAGAGAAAGGAAGGAGACUCAGUGUUGCAAAGAUUGCGGUAAAGCAUUUGAGUCACUGAGAGCUCUAACUGCUCAUACCAAAAUUCACUCAAAAAGGCUCAGGACCUCUGAUGGAUCGCAGAGCAUUUCAAGCGAGAAGCUUUUUGUGGAUUUCCAAUACAGCCCUGAGACCAUGGGGCUGAUCCGGAGGAAAAGAUCGAAAAGAUUAAGGUACAAGAUCACUCCAAGUUCUUCUUUUUCUGGUAUGAAUGAAUCUAAAUAUGCCACUGAAUUUGGCCAAGAAGUAGUAGAUGGGGCUAUUUGCUUGAUGAUCAUCUCCAGAGGUGGAAGCAAUUGGGGUCGAAUUAGUUCAGUAACUGAGUCUUCAGAUAACAAUUCGUUGUCUUUGGAGGUUCAAUCGCCAGUCCAAAAGAAUCGGAUCAUGGGAAAUAGGGGUGGCAUUUCUGUUUGUAAUGAUACUGGGAACAAAAUAUUUGAAUUUGGUGAAAAUGAUUCUGGGUUUGCAAGUGAUGAGGAAAAGAUUGGAAAAUUGGAAGUUCCUAUUGACAGGUUUUACAGGGGUGCAGAGUGCAAAAGGCCUAAACUAGAUGAGGAUUCUGCAUUUGUGGGGUAUGAUGCUGAGAUUGAGAAGGAAAGUCAUGGAGAGAUGGAAGCCAUCCUCACUGAAGUCACUGAAGUGGAAUUGGAUGUGGAUAUUAUAGAGGAAGAAGAGCUGGAUGUAACUAAAUUGGGCUCCGUGAAGUCUGGUAUGAAGGCUUGUGAUUCUGGCAAUAACAUGUUAUAUGGUACUGAAUCUGAAAUCUUUGCUGAUUCUCGGAAGAAAAGAGAACACAAGUGCAGGACUUGCAAGAAGCUUUUCCGCUCUCAUCAGGCACUUGGAGGCCACCAAAGAGUUCAUAAAGCAACUAACAACUGUUCUGGAGAGAAGAUUGAGGACUCUGAAGAUAAAAUUCAGAUUAACAAGCUUUCUAAGAUUGAGUACAGUUGCAAGCUUGCCAAGCUUGAAUGUACUGAUAAUUCAGAGGAGCAGAAGAUGGAAAGAGCAACUGUGACUGAUUUUGAAAGUAAGGUUCACAGGUGCUCCAUCUGCUUAAAGGUGUUUGCAACAGGCCAAGCUUUGGGUGGUCACAAGAGAGUUCAUUUUGGUAAAGAUUCUGGGGCAGGAACAGAACAGACCAGAGCACUGAAGCAGCAGAUUUCUGAAAUCUGCGAUGUCUUUGAACUAAGUCAACCAGUCAAACUUAAGGAAGAGAAUGGUGAUGUUGAAUUCAAGUCCUGGUGGCUUGGAAAUGAACAUAAACGCGAGCUACUGGUGGGUCUGAUGCCCAACUAA
Messenger RNA from Prunus armeniaca (apricot), 1638 nucleotides. Lineage: Eukaryota; Viridiplantae; Streptophyta; Magnoliopsida; Rosales; Rosaceae. The record is from the annotation of a GenBank genome assembly.